AUGCCGCGCCUUGUGAGGAAGAAGCCGCUCUCUGAGCGCGUGAAAGCGUGGCUCAACCCGAUGGACACCCUCCUUUGGUUGUCGGAGGAGCUCGAGACGAGGGACUGGGACUCGAAAGCAUUGGGGACACAGCUCGGACUCGGCUUCAACUUCGCCUUCCUCCUGGCUAGGGCUAACUGCAUGACCUCGGAGGCGGAGGACGAUGUAUUCAACGACGCGGGUUCUGGCAGCUUCGUCACCUUCGUGGUUCGCCCGCUCGUCUGGAUACUUGGCGGCCUCUCCCUCGUCAAUGCCUUUUAUGCGAUGACCCGGACGAGGCAGUAUCGGUUGUUCCAGGUUAAUGUCGAGGAUAAACUACACACACCUUCCGCGCAGCGAGUCAAGGCGAGAACCGACCCGUCGGCCUCCUCCCCUCUCCGAAGGCUAGGAAGUCUUUUGGCCCCCGAGACGGCCGAGUCGCGAGCGCAUCCCGACAAGUCGCACGAUGUAUGGGAGCUCAGCGUCUGGGAUCCUCUCCCGGUUUCCCUGCAGCUCUUUUGCCUGUUCAGCCCCGGCCAUGUCCUGGUUUACAUGAUGUUUCUCCCGCUGGUGCCGUUGGAUCCUCGUCCCAGCGUUACGGUCUUCAACUGCGUCGUUCUGCAGCUCAUUCUCUCGGUCCAGUUGCUCUUCGUCCAGUCGCGGUACGCCCAGCAGAUCAAGGACACUGCCAUUAUCCACAGAGAGGUUCUCCACGAAUACGACACCAAGUUCGUUCGCCCGCGCCUUCACCCCGUUGUCCGCGAUGUCGGCACGCAGUGCUCUCCCGAAGAGUCCCAGGAUGAAGAGUCCUUUGUUGAGCUCGGCACUCCGACUACCGUUAUCAAGAAGGAAUUCGUGGUCACGCCCAACCCCCAUGUCAAGCAGGAUGAGCCGGUUCACACCCCGCCGACCAGUAGCUUCGCUUCCCGGUUGUUCACGCCCACGCCGAACCGCCGCUCCGAGGUCUUUACGCCAGCGCCUAGUUCGCGAGCGGUUCGACAGAGCAUGCCUUCUGCGUACCAAUCCACUUCGACCUCUACCACGAAUGUAGCUGCGAACGCUGGCUCUACCAACUUUGGGGGAAACAUGGGCGUGUUCACCCACGCGAACUCUCCCCUGAAGAAGGCGACCAGCUUCAACGACGUCAACCAGGCGUUUAUGUCUCCUCGCAAUUCUCGGGAGAUGGCUGCGUUGGAGCAGCGCAGGGGAGGGAGCCCGGUGAAGGUCGGAAGUCCGCUUAAGCAGUCUGAGACUAGAAGAUCCACGGGCUCCGACGCUCUCGAGAACACGAACUCGGCAUCGUACAACCCGUUUGCCAGUGCCAAAAGAAACAGGAGUCUGCAGCAAGGAGAGCGAUACCCGUCGAGAUGGUCUGGGUUUCACUGA
Messenger RNA from Colletotrichum karsti, 1404 nucleotides. RefSeq lists its product as uncharacterized. The record is from RefSeq and is a predicted model, not a curated record. The coding region runs from base 1 to 1404 and encodes 467 amino acids. The transcript has 2 exons. Gene Ontology annotation, biological process: maintenance of rDNA; regulation of exit from mitosis. Lineage: Eukaryota; Fungi; Ascomycota; Sordariomycetes; Glomerellales; Glomerellaceae.